UUGGCGGCGUUUCAGUCAAUUUGCACGUGUGAUUAUGAUCAUAAUCGAAGUGAUUGAAACUAAAACGUAAUUAAAUUAUUUCUUGAUGAACUAUUAAAUAUGAUGUCUGGAAGGUCUGCAGUAACAGAAAACCCUUUGGGAUUUUCUUGGCACGACAGUGCGUGGAUUCCUGUACUUAAUCCAAGUAAUAUAAUGGAUUAUUUUUCUGAAAGAAGUAAUCCUUUUUAUGACAGGACAUGUAAUAAUGAAAUAGUUAAAAUGCAACGUCUAAAUCCCGAUCAAUUAACGAAUAUGACAGGCUUGGAAUAUAUUCUUUUACACGUUCAAGAACCUAUUUUAUAUGUAAUUAGAAAACAACAUCGUCAUUCCCCUACUUUGGCUGCGCCGCUUACUGAUUAUUAUAUAAUCGCAGGUGUUGUUUAUCAAGCGCCAGACUUGGCAUCUAUUGUUAGUUCGAAAUUGCUUUCCACAGUUCAUCAUUUACAAUCUGCGUUUGAAGAAGCUAGUUCAUGUUCUCGUUACCAUCCUAGUAAAGGGUAUAAUUGGGAUUUUAAAAAUGGAAAAUCCAUUACUGCUAAGAAAGAAACACCAGUACGCGAAGAACCAAGUUCCUUGUUUCAGCGUCAAAGAGUAGACAUGUUACUCGGAGAACUUACACGCAAAUUUCCUUUACCUGUACCCAAACCAGCUCAUCAAGCAACAGAGACUACUACUGAUAUUAAACAAGAAGUGAAAGUUGAAAAGAAAGAUAUGAAACCACCGCCAGAAAAAAAACCUAGAGCAAAUUAAAGAGGACAAUUCGUACAAAUCUAUCAAAGAUAUCUGCAUCAUAAUGCGAUAUACGAAUGCUAAAAAUAGAUUAGAUUCGAGAGCAGAGUGAAUGAUGUGCGACGAUAACGUGUGCGAUGAUUGUUUAGAAACUGAAAUUUUUCAAUAUGAAAAUGAUACUUUCGAUGAAUUUAUCACGAAUUUGCAACAUAAAAAAUGUAAAGUAAUACAAUUGGUACGAAGACAAAUACAUAAGUUUAAGGAUACGCAAGUACGAUUUGUUUUUUAUCUGUAAUAUACAUAUAUAACCAAAAUAAAAAAGGAUUAAUA
This is a messenger RNA of Polistes canadensis, 1098 nucleotides long. RefSeq names its product mediator of RNA polymerase II transcription subunit 6 (gene MED6). The transcript has 6 exons. Lineage: Eukaryota; Metazoa; Arthropoda; Insecta; Hymenoptera; Vespidae. Bases 100 to 789 code for a protein of 229 amino acids. The record is from RefSeq and is a predicted model, not a curated record. Gene Ontology annotation, cellular component: mediator complex; core mediator complex. Gene Ontology annotation, biological process: regulation of transcription by RNA polymerase II. Gene Ontology annotation, molecular function: transcription coactivator activity.